CUAGAUUCUAGGUAUGCAGUGCAAUGCAAAUUAUGUGCAGCUUGACCAGCAUUUGACUCAGAUCUGCAAUGGCCCAUCCCGCUACGCCAAAGAAGGGCAACUCGGAUCCUCCACUGAGAACGUUCACCCUUGCUUUUGUCUUCCAUCUUACUCUGUUCUGCGUUUAUCUAUACGGCUAUCUGUGGCAUUUCAGCGACGGCGCAAAGCAACUUCCAGGAUCACAUGGAUUUGGCUGGUUCUACCGAUACCUCACGUUCUGGGGCUUCUCCAUCCAGCUCGUGACUUGGGCCUUUUCUCUGCUGACUCACUUGUUCCCCAGGUGGAAGGAUGCAAAGCGGAUCAGCGAUCUGCUUGCGUCCAGCGUGUUUGGCAUCGCUAACAUCAUCACAGUGCUGCACUGGACACUGUUUGUGUUGAUCCAGGGGAACCCUGUAGAAGGAGAGCUCGUCGAUCGACCGGUCGCCCUGGGUAUUUUGGUGCACGCAGUAAAUGCACUUUCCGCCUGGCUCGAUGUCAAAAUCGGAGAGCGGACUUUCAGGUAUCCAAGCCUGCGAGUCUCAUUUGGCAUCGCCACAGCCUACUGCGCAUUCAUUCUGUGGUGCAAGUUCGAGACAGGGAUAUUCCCGUACCCAUUUCUGAACACGUGGCCCCAACCAGAAGCGUUCCUGGUGUUGCUGGCCGUAUCAAUGGUGUUGAUCUACGUUUUCCAUAAGAUAGGCGCCGCGUACGCUGCCAGCGGGCAGAGCAAGGUUGCAAAAAGAGUCAAAAGUACGCUAGGGAAAGUAUCGUAGAGCAGACUUUGAAGUAAGGUGGCGUCAAUCAAGAGGGUAGCUUUAUUUCAGAGUCCUAGACAUUAGGAAUGCUAGCUAGGGCAUCUGUAGACAAGAAUCCGCUCUAGUCAGACUCCUUUGAUUCGAAAGCAUGUCACACACCAGAAUUGAAUUACGGUAUGAACAUGGCGGCUAGGCAAAAGGUAGUGCUGCGCCAUAUUGCACGUACAUUGAAAGGUCAACCGAACAGGGGCCAUGGGCAAGCUGCUCAGGCUAGCUAGCUAUAAAUCAACAACUGCAGCUCGGGGCCUUGCUGCACCGCUACGUGCCCGGGCAAUGCUAGCUAUUGUUGAUCGAGUUAAAAGUUCCGAACCCUUUAAUUCUACGUUGUCGUGAAGUAAUCCCCAUGCAAGUUUUGAACAUCGACGC
Messenger RNA from Klebsormidium nitens, 1199 nucleotides. The record is from the annotation of a GenBank genome assembly. Lineage: Eukaryota; Viridiplantae; Streptophyta; Klebsormidiophyceae; Klebsormidiales; Klebsormidiaceae.